AAUAUGACUUCCAAGCUGGCUGUUGCUCUCUUGGCAGCUUUCCUGCUCUCUGCAGCUCUGUGUGAAGCUGCAGUUCUGUCAAGGAUGAGUACAGAACUUCGAUGCCAAUGCAUAAAAACACAUUCCACACCUUUCCACCCCAAAUUUAUCAAAGAAUUGAGAGUUAUCGAGAGUGGGCCACACUGUGAAAAUUCAGAAAUCAUUGUUAAGCUUACCAAUGGAAAAGAGGUCUGCUUAAACCCCAAGGAAAAGUGGGUGCAGAAGGUUGUGCAAGUAUUUGUGAAGAGAGCUGAGAAGCAAGAUCCAUGAAAAAGAAAAAACAACCCCAAAUCCUUUUUCCAUUGCUUCCAAGAAUUCCUCAGUAAAGAUGCCAAAGA
Messenger RNA from Bubalus bubalis (water buffalo), 377 nucleotides. RefSeq names its product C-X-C motif chemokine ligand 8 (gene CXCL8). Gene Ontology annotation, cellular component: extracellular region. NCBI's taxonomy places the organism in Eukaryota, Metazoa, Chordata, Mammalia, Artiodactyla, Bovidae. Gene Ontology annotation, biological process: antimicrobial humoral immune response mediated by antimicrobial peptide; chemokine-mediated signaling pathway; neutrophil chemotaxis. Gene Ontology annotation, molecular function: chemokine activity; CXCR chemokine receptor binding. The record is from RefSeq and is marked provisional.